Messenger RNA from Symbiodinium necroappetens, 5832 nucleotides. Lineage: Eukaryota; Dinophyceae; Suessiales; Symbiodiniaceae. The record is from the annotation of a GenBank genome assembly.
AUGACAUCCUGGCUCCUGCUGAGUCUGUUCCUGGUCGGGGCACAUCGAGACUCUCAGCACUUUGCCGUUCAACUCGACGACGAAAUCGAGGAGUCUCCACCUGCGAUUCUCGCUUCGCCUGAGAACGUCUCCAGCGUGUUGGCGUCCGUCAAUGCAGCAGAGCCCAUGCGAGUGCAUCUAUUGGCAGGGGUCUACCCAAACGUUACAUUUACUCUACCACGCGGUGCCAAUCUGGAGUUGCAGGGUGAGCCGGGCACGAAGAUGGAGGACUUGGUUGUGUAUGGGGACGACGACACGACGACAAGGUGGAAGACGAAACUGACUGAGCUGACGCUGAAAAGCCUCCAAGUGAUGAGAGUAGCACUCCAGGAGUCGUUGCCACUGUAUUCCUUGGCUCUUAUCGAUCUGGCAGUAAAAGCACUGCACCACCCUGGCGGCGACCAAGCAGAGGAAGAAGCCAACUCCACAACCUUGCACAGUCAAUUCGAGACAUACCUGUUUUAUUAUCACAGGGAUUUCAUCCCUUCUCUCACAAUACAGAGAUCGUUUCUGAUGCCAAUGCGCAUGGGCCUCUGGGGGGGAAAUGUCACGGUCCUUAACUCCACCAUCAUGCUCAACGACGGCAUCAUCGAUUUCAGGAAGAAUAAGGGAGAGUUCCGCCUUGUCUCCGAAGAUGUGCUUGUCGUUGCAACUUCGACAUUGGCUGACGUUGAUCUGUGGGUGCAUGGCAAUGCCAGCAUCGUAGAGUCCAACAUGACCGGGAAGUACGAAUUAUUGUUUGAAGGAAACCACAGCCACAUUGAGAAUUCACACUUCGGCGCAUGUUACGGAAGCUGUGUGAGGAUCUGUUCCCGGCAAUCUGCUCUCGUCGGCUCCUCCAUGCAGACCGCAGUGUCCGUUAUGUGCGUGCUCGGUUUGCACUUGAACCUGGAGAUUCGCGACAUGGAAAUCUUCGAUAUCUACACCCCCUUCCUCCAGUAUGUUGACAUCUAUGAAGGUCGUACUACGCUAGAUGUGACUUUCACCAUGGUGAAGUUGCGGAACGUCUGGAGUGCUGUCAAGAUUGAAGCGAGCCAGUGGAAGCUAACCAUGCAAAACAUCACGAUGGAAGAUGUCACGAAUUCCGGCCUGACCCUGCAAAGCAGGGACGAGAGCGACCGUGGCAUUGCUCAGCUUCGCGAUAUUUCUAUGCACAGAAUCAUGGGCGUCGGGCUUGUCCUGGACUGGACGAUUGCGAACAUCACCGACGUGACCUGCAGAGAGUGUAACAUGGCAAUCGCAGCCCGUGGCUCUUCUCUGAACAUGCAUGGGGUAGACAUCCUGGGCAAGCACAAGCAAUGCAACGGGAUUGCUUUGAAGUCAUCGCGUCUAGAAGCGCAUGAUGUGCGCAUGACGAAUCUGGCUGCCGGACUACUGCUGAAAUCCUCGACCGUGCACUUGGAGGACGUCUUCAUCACAGACAAUGUCUCUCCAGAGGUGGGCUCCGGUUACGUCCUUUUACGCCAAACCUCGGCUUUGGGUGUCCUGCCGGUAAACACAACGGGCACCAUCAGCGGUCUGGUCUAUUUCAACGAUGCAGCAGACGAGCUGUGCGAAGAUCAUAAUGGCGAUAAAGUUUGUCCCACUUUGGAGCACCGGAGCGCAGCUAUGAAAGUGCACCACUCGAAAGCCCUGAUGCUCUCCUUGCUUGCCUGUCUCGUCGCUACCAUCUCGGCAGUCCAGGGUCUCAAGCUCCUCUACACCGAGAAGGCCUCAGCAGUCGCACUCUCCCUGCGCAUGUUCUUGUGGAUGCUCGGUUGUGGCCUGUGGCCUGUGGUGAUGAUCGGAGCCAUGAAUGUACUGUUGGUCAUCCGGCGUGCAGUCCAAGAGCAGGAGGCGAAGCAGCGCCCGCACCUGGAGGAGUUCGUUGGUCCAGAGAAGAAAAUGAUGUGGCGGCUCCUGUUCCUAUUGAUUUGGUCAGCGGGUGGCAUACUUUACGUCUUCUUCGAUGUCUUCCUCAAUCGAUACUUGGUCAAGUUGGAGCAUCUAGACGGUCUAGGACACGGCUUGAUGCUGACUGGCGACACACGGCGGCGGAAAGAGCUCGAUGAGAAGAAGGCUCAACUGAAGAAGCGCCUGGACAACCAGAUUCCAUCCCAAGAUGGCGAGGCAGUGCAGCCACCCUUGGAAGAGCAUUAUUGCGAUACGGAGGAGACUGAAACCAAGCCGGAGGCGGGUGGAAAGAUCAAGAAGUCGCCGGUGGAUGCUUUGUGGAUGUAUGCGAGCUGGCUGCGGGCAGACUUCAAGGGGAAGGGGAAGACGAAGACGACCGGAGUGAUCUUCAUUCUCGCGGUUGUGUUGAUGCCACAGACAAGAGGGAACAUGAAGAAGCAAAGGAGGCAGCUCAGCCAAUUGGUUGCAGACUUGAACAGCAUCAGCGCCAAGGAGGUGCGGGAGUUCGACGAGAAGCUGACCCGUCGCUUUACCGGUUGCAGCACGAAGAUGGUGCUGAAGUUGGCCGAGCGCGCUCAAGCAAAGAUCAACACGGACUACCAGCAGGACUUCGAGGCCGGGAAGAAGAAGGAACUGCCUCUGGCACGAUAUGUGUGCGACUUCCUGCGGGCCACCAUCUACGCAGCAGACCCAUUUGCGCUGGCCCUGGCCUUCCACGAGUUCCAGAAGCGCUUCAAGAUCGUGCGGGUGAAGAACAAGUUUGCGAACGAGAAGCUGAAAACGGAGGAGCGGACGAACAUUCUCGUCAACUUCUGGGUUGAGACAGAAGACAUGAAGCAGAUCGGUGAAGUGCAGUUCCUCAUGCAGGAGAUCUAUGUCUACAAUCUUCUCCUCGGAGGAAGCAGCUUGUCCAGUGCGCUGACGACUCCAGGAGCUUUACCCCAGACUCUCACCCGUGAUUUCGUUUUGGAUCGAAUUGUCCAGCGAAGGAUUGCAGCUUCGCCUGAGAACUUCUCCAGCAUGCUGGCGUCCAUCGCUGCGGAGCCCAUGCGCGUGAAGCUCCCGGCUGGGGUCUAUGGCAACAUAGCCCGAGCGAAUCUCGAGCUCUGGGGCGAGGCGGAUGCAGAAGUCCGACUUUUGGAGCAGUUGUACCCUUUGCACUUGCUAAGGGAUGACAUGAGGUCGCACAUUGGCCCUUUCGACCGUAACAUGGACUUCGAUAUCCGAAGUCUUUCCUAUUUGAAGACUCUCAAAGUCACUGGCAACUUUAGCAUCGUCAACUCCACCAUGACCGGGAACCACGUCCUCUGCUUCCAUGGAGACCACUGCCACAAGCGCAUGGAGAGUUCAGUCGUGGGUCCAUGCCGGGGAUACUGUAUAGAGGUCUACAACUUGACGAACUCUUCCGUGAAGUUGCACGGCUCCUCCAUGCAGACUGCGACGCGCCUCUACCAGAGGGCCGCUGAGAAUAUGGAGGCUCGUGAACUGGAGGCCAUGACAUCCUGGCUCCUUCUGGGUCUUUUCCUGGUCGGGGCACACCGAGACUCUCAGCACUUUGCCGUUCAACUCGACGACGAAAUCGAGGAGUCUCCACCUGCGAUUCCGGCUUCGCCUGAGAACGUCUCCAGCGUGCUGGCGUCCGUCAAUGCAGCAGUCUACCCAAACGUUACACUUACUCUGCCACACGGUGCCAAUCUGGAGUUGCGGGGUGAGCCGGGCACGAAGAUGGAGGACUUGCUUGUGCGUGGGGACUCUGAGGACGACGCCGAGACAUCAAGGACUGAGCUGACGCUGAAAAGCCUCCAAGUGAUGAGAGCAGAAUUCAGAGAAUCGUUGCCACUGGAUUCCUUGGCUUUGAUCGAUGUGGCAGUGGAAGCACUGCACGACCCUGGCGGCGACCAAACGGAGGAAGAAGCCAACUCCAGAAAGCACAGUCGGUUCGAGACCUACCUGGAUUAUAGAGGGGGGUCUUGCAUCCCUUCUGUCAAAAUACAGAGAUCGGUUCUGAUGCCAACGCGCAUGGUCCUCUGUGGGUUAAAUUCCACGGUCCUUAACUCCACCAUCAUGCUCACCGGCGGCAUCCCCCAUUCUGCUUCUGGACACAUUGACCAUUCAGCGCGGCACGACCAUAUCCAUGCUGUUUACUUGUCCAUUUCGAGGUCACACCUUGGCACUACAAAGAAGGCAGACUUCCGCCUUGUCGCCGGAGAUGUGCUUGCCGUUGCAACUUCGACAUUGGCUAACGUCACUCUGGAGGUGACUGGCAAUGCCAGCAUCGUAGACUCCAACAUGACCGGGAAGUACAAAUUAGAACUUUAUGGAGACCACAGCCACGUGGAGAAUUCACAUUUCGGCGCAUGUUACGGAAGCUGCGUGUCGAUCCGUUCCCGGCAAUCUGCUCUCGUCGGCUCCUCCAUGCAGACCGCACUGUCCGUUUUGGACAAGUUCGGUUUGCACUUGGAGAUUCGCGACAUGGAAAUCUUCGAUGUCUACACCCCGUUCCUCGAGUAUUUUGGCAAGGAUGAAGGUCUUCUAGAUGUGACUUUCACCAUGGUCAAGUUUCGGAACGUCUGGAGUGCUGUCAAGAUUGAUGCGAGCCGGUGGAAGCUAACCAUGCAAGGCGUCACGAUGGAAGAUGUCACGAAUUCCGGCCUGACCCUGCAAAGCAGGAACGCAAGCAACCGUGGCAUUGCUCAGUUUCGCGAUGUUUCUAUGCACAACAUCAUGGGCGUCGGGCUUGUCCUGGACCGGACGAUUGGGAACAUCACCGGCAUGACCUGCAGAGAGUGUAACAUGGCAAUCGCAGCCCAUGCCUCUUCUCUGAACCUGCGCGGGGUAGACAUCCUGGGCAAGCACAAGCAAUGCAACGGGAUUGCUUUGAAGUCAACGUGUUUAGAGGCGAAUGAUGUGCGCAUGACGAAUCUGGCUGCUGGACUACUGCUGAAAUCCUCGACCGUGCACUUGGAGGACGUCUUCAUAACAGACAAUGCUUUGGGUGUCCUGCCGGUAAACACAACGGGCACCAUCAGCGGUCUGGUCUACUUCAACGAUGCAGCAGACGAGCUGUGCGAAGAUCAUAAUGGCAUUAGAGUUUGUCCCACUUUGGAGCACCGGAGCGCGGCUAUGGAAGUGCACCACUGGAAAGCCCUGAUGCUCUCCUUGCUUGCCUGUCUCGUCGCUACCAUCUCGGCAGUCCAGGGUCUCAAGCUCCUCUACACCGAGAAGGCACUCUCCCUGCGCAUGUUCUUGUGGAUGCUCGGUUGUGGCCUGUGGCCCGUGGUGAUGAUCGGAGCCGUGAAUGUACUGUUGGUCAUCCGGCGUGCAGUCCAAGAGCAGGAGGCGAAGCAGCGCCCGCACCUGGAGGAGUUCGUUGGUCCAGAGAAGAAAAUGAUGUGGCGGCUCCUGUUCCUAUUGAUUUGGUCAGCGGGUGGCAUACUUUACGUCUUCUUCGAUGUCUUCCUCAGUCGACACGGCCUGAUGCUCACUGGCGAUGCACGACGCCGGAGAGAGCUCGAUGAGAAGAAGGCUCAACUGAAGAAGCGCCUGGAUAACCAGAGCCUGCGGAGCAGAAUGCAAAGCCUGCACUACAAGCUCUUCGCGGCUCUGGAUCGCCGCAAGGUCGAUGCAACAGAGAUCUUCCAGGAGAUGAAGGAUUUGGCAGAGGAAGAGGCAAGCAACCUGGCUGGGUGGUUUGAGGACCAGCGCCAAGUGUACCAGGACACGGAGCAAAAGUGCGACAGAGACGAUGGUGGCGCACGGAUGGAGAAGCUGGAGAAGCGACCGGACACGGUUUUAGACAUAGCAUUUGUCAAGAUUCCAUCCCAAGACGGCGAGGCAGUGCAGCCACCCUUGGAGGAGCAUUAUUGCGACACGGAGGAGACUGAAACCAAGCCGGAGGCG